Molecule: messenger RNA, 1017 nt
Organism: Penicillium odoratum
Lineage: Eukaryota; Fungi; Ascomycota; Eurotiomycetes; Eurotiales; Aspergillaceae
Product: CAAX prenyl protease RCE1
Exons: 4
Coding region: 1-1017 (338 amino acids)
Biological process (GO): CAAX-box protein processing
Cellular component (GO): endoplasmic reticulum membrane
Molecular function (GO): metalloendopeptidase activity
Source: RefSeq, a predicted model, not a curated record
AUGGCUCCUGUCAGCGUUCUUGCCAGUAUCAAAAGUCUGUACACCAAGCAUCAGGAUGAGCCGUCCCUGUCGAUAAACACAGUCGCACUGCUCUCGGUCGCCCUUACUUUGCUUUAUGUGGUGCCUUUGUAUCUGUCACCGGCCACGCGGCCAUCUCCCAGCCUCAGCCGUGAUGCCCCAUCGGUGAUCCGCGCGCGCAUUCGCGUCGUCUCCGCCUCUUGCAUCCUGACUACACUGGUGGUCCUUUGGCUGGCUGUCAAUCAGGGGGGUUCUUCCCUAGGAGCUGCAGUGACCUUGAUGGGCUGGUGGCCUAUCAGCGUCGCCGAUAUCGCUCGCAGCCUGCUCCUGACUGCCAUUUUAUUCAUUGGCCCGCUCUAUGAGCGAGGAAUCGUCGAGGGAGAAUGGCGAUUCUGGUUCCGAUAUAGUAAACUCUCCGAAAGCCUAGGUGGCUGGAUUGGAUGGAGAAACUACAUCGCUGGACCCGUUACUGAGGAGAUCAUGUUUCGAUCCGGCAUCAUUCCAUUGCACCUGCUGGCCCAUGUCUCCCCGGGUUACAUUGUGUUUGUCUCGCCACUAUACUUUGGCAUUGCGCAUGUUCACCAUUUCUAUGAAUUCCGUCUCACUCACCCAGACACUCCCGCGCUGGCCGCUCUGCUGCGAUCGCUCUUCCAAUUUGGCUUCACGACCGUAUUUGGUUGGUAUGCCACUUUCAUCUAUCUGCGUACCUCCUCCUUGCUGGCCGUCAUCCUGAUUCACAGCUUCUGUAACUGGUGUGGAUUGCCACGCGUUUGGGGACGCGUGGAGGCUGGCAUCACUAUCAGUCCACCGAUGACCCGCGGCAAAGAAGACUCAGACGGUCAGUCAGCUAUUGUUGGCGAUCACCUGAACAUUGGUUGGACAAUUGCGUAUUAUCUGCUCUUGGUCGCGGGUGCUGUCACCUUUGCGCAAUGCCUGUGGCCUUUGACUAACUCGUACCACGCGUUGGUAACCUUCUCGUCCUCUGAAUCCACAAAAUGA